This is a messenger RNA of Mus musculus (house mouse), 2952 nucleotides long. RefSeq names its product small RNA binding exonuclease protection factor La (gene Ssb). The record is from RefSeq and is marked validated. NCBI's taxonomy places the organism in Eukaryota, Metazoa, Chordata, Mammalia, Rodentia, Muridae. Gene Ontology annotation, molecular function: sequence-specific mRNA binding; poly(U) RNA binding; RNA binding. Gene Ontology annotation, cellular component: cytoplasm; ribonucleoprotein complex; nucleus. Gene Ontology annotation, biological process: IRES-dependent viral translational initiation; RNA processing; tRNA processing. The transcript has 11 exons. Bases 1074 to 2321 code for a protein of 415 amino acids.
CCUUCAAAGAACUGCCAUUGCCAUUCUGUCUUCAGUGUGAAACAGUCCCUAAAUUGGGUAGGCCGCAGAAGUCUUGCAGGGGCUAACUAGGUCGUUAUUGACCUGUGUCUCUGUAGUAAUGAGAAGUGAGAUUGUUGGUAGUGGGAGACAAACCAGCGCCUGUAACAGUAAAUUCUGAAGUGGGACGUGUACUUCGUAGAUUUCCCAUUACAGGACCAGUGUAUCGCCAGCAGUCUCCAGCAUUUUGAGCAAUGUCUCAAGAAAUAUACCAACAGUAACUCAUAACUAUAUUCAGCUGCUGCAGAUAAACUCUUCAAGAGCUGGUAUACUUCCGUACAAUAUGGUAGGGUGGUUUAGUAAGGCGCUGAAAGCCAGUAAGACAGAAGAUCCGGUUUGUGAUUUCUAGCAAACCAGUAUCACAGUCCCUCUUUAUUCUAGGAUUGUUGUCAGACCGUGAAACAGGAAAGUGGCUAUAGAGUUAACCAGUGUAGUAGUGUUUUAGGCACAUCCUUACCUUCCAGCGUCCCUAGUUUAAAAUUUUUUGUAUCUGUGCUCACAAGGUCCCAUUUUUCUUGUAUUCUCCUAUAUAGUGUCUAACACCGUAACUUUCAUAUCUGAACUCUAUUUUCAUUUUUACCAGUAAUAAGUUUUGGUAAGUCAGCUGUGACUAAUUUGAAAAGAAACGCAAAUAAUUGGCAUUGAGGGCUAUAGGAAUAUACUGCUGGCAGACUAUAAUACUGAUAUUUUUAAAGCUAGAAAUGAUUCAGGGGUAGUUAAGUGGACAUUUUCUGCUUUUUUGUUUUUAUCGCUGAACUUUGCUUUACCAACUACAUGAAGAGUUUGGUUACAAAGUAGGAUUUACUGGGAGGAGGGGUUGUUGAUCUGAGUUUUCCAUCCAUAAUCCAAGGUGUUGCUUUGUUGAGAUGUAUGAGAAUUCAUAGGGAAACCUGUAAGGUUAGGAAUUCUUGAAAUUAAAAAAAAAGUGGCAUACUUUUUACUCAUUCUCUUGUAUUGACUAUUAUAUAAAAAUAAUAACCUUCCUACCAGUGUGAGAAACUUUACAGAUAGCCACAAUGGCUGAAAAUGGAGAUAAUGAAAAAAUGACUGCUUUGGAGGCCAAAAUCUGUCAUCAAAUUGAGUAUUAUUUUGGAGACUUCAAUUUGCCACGAGACAAGUUUUUAAAAGAACAGAUCAAAUUGGAUGAAGGCUGGGUACCUUUGGAAACAAUGAUAAAAUUCAACAGGCUAAACCGGCUGACAACAGACUUUAAUGUAAUUGUGCAAGCACUGAGCAAAUCUAAGGCAAAACUCAUGGAAGUCAGUGCAGACAAAACUAAAAUUAGAAGAUCACCAAGCAGACCACUCCCUGAAGUGACGGAUGAGUAUAAGAAUGAUGUAAAAAACAGAUCUGUUUAUAUUAAAGGUUUCCCAACUGACGCCACCCUUGAUGAUAUAAAAGAAUGGCUAGACGAUAAAGGCCAAAUACUGAAUAUUCAAAUGAGAAGAACAUUACACAAAACAUUUAAGGGGUCAAUAUUUGCUGUGUUUGAUAGUAUUCAGUCUGCAAAGAAGUUUGUGGAGAUCCCUGGCCAGAAGUACAAAGACACUAACCUGCUAAUACUCUUUAAGGAAGAUUACUUUGCAAAAAAAAAUGAAGAAAGAAAGCAGAGCAAAGUGGAAGCUAAAUUAAAAGCUAAACAAGAGCAUGAAGGAAGACACAAGCCAGGAAGUACUGAAACCAGAGCUCUAGAAGGAAAGAUGGGAUGCUUACUGAAGUUUUCAGGUGACUUGGAUGACCAGACCUGUAGAGAAGAUUUACACUUCCUUUUCUCAAAUCAUGGUGAAAUAAAAUGGGUCGACUUUGCCAGAGGAGCAAAAGAGGGAAUAAUUCUCUUCAAAGAAAAGGCUAAGGAAGCACUUGAGAAAGCCAGAAAUGCAAAUAAUGGUAACCUACUGUUAAGGAACAAAAAGGUGACUUGGAAAGUACUAGAAGGACAUGCGGAAAAAGAAGCAUUGAAAAAAAUCACAGAUGAUCAGCAAGAAUCCCUAAACAAAUGGAAGUCAAAAGGAGGGCAUGCAGGUGGAAGAUUUAAAGGAAGCCAUGUUUUUACAGCAGCCCGCAGAUUUAAAGGAAAAGGGAAGGGUAAUAGGCCUGGUUAUGCUGGGGCACCCAAAGGAAGAGGACAGUUUCAUGGAAGGAGGACAAGAUUUGAUGAUGAUGAUCGUCGUCGUGGACCAAUGAAAAGAGGAAGAGAUGGAAGAGACAGAGAAGAACCCGCAUCAAAGCAUAAGAAAAGAGAAAAUGGUGCUAGAGACAAGUAGUUUAUUUAGUAAGCAGUGUUUUUAUUCCUUAGUUAGAUUUUAAGCUGCUUUUUGUCUUCAGAAGCUUUUAAAAAGAAAAGCGAAUUAGGUCCACUUCGAUGUCCACCUGUAUAAAAGGAAAAAAUUUUUGUUUUACUUGUCUUCUUUUUGUUGUUAUCCAAAUGAAAGUUUUUUAAAAUGUAUAGUUCUGUUUGUGUUUGGAUGAUUAAAAUAUGAGAAGGAAGAUUCUUCCUCUUAAUUGCCUUUGUAAUAUGAGAAUGUAUUAGUACAGACUUGUAAAAUAUAUACUGUAUAAAAAUAGCCAAUAGUUCUUUCUUCUUUUUAUUUCUCUUAAAACGUUUCACAAAGAACUUCAACUAAAAUAUUGACUCUUGCGAGUAUAAGCCCUUCUUCCCACAGCUAAUUUGUCUAAUCUCUCAGGCUGACUUUAUAUUUACCCAUUUACCUUGGUAAGAGUGGAAAUGACCAUUACAAAAGCUUUUGAAUACUGGAUGUACACAGACUACAAUUGGAAAACUUACAGAUUUCUUUUUAUGAAAGUUGUAUAAUGCUGGUAGAUCAUAUCGAAGCUCUGUUAAAAAAAAAAGCCAAACAUUCAUAUUUAAGAUAUUAAAUACUGAUAUGCAUAACA